AUGGCCGGUGGAACUAUUCAACAUGGAGCAAACAAGUUGGUUAUCAACGGAAGCGAAAGUUAUGAAACUGCUGACGUUCUGAUAGCCGAAGCCAACCCCGUCUACCAAGACACCCCAUACACGCUACAAUAUGGUAACUGCGGUGAAACAGCAAGCUAUAUCCAUCUAACACCGGACUAUCUAACCAACCAAUCAUUCGUGGAAGACUUCGGGCCUAGAGGGAAAGCCAUCGUACACGAAUGGGCUCAUCUACGUUGGGGUGUCUUCGAUGAAACAUACACCACCGGCUACAGUCCUUAUUAUUAUGAUAGCCAUGGUACAGUACAAGCUACCAGAUGCCCGUCAACACUGGAUGGGAAAAACAAAGUGGUUGAUUACUCAACCGGAAAUUCACGUGACUGCCAGAGGAACCUUGAAAACGGGUUGAUGGAAGACGGGUGUUUGUUUCUUCCAUACGCGGAACAAAGUGCGGACCUAACAACAUCACUUAUGUCACACCAAUACUUGUCACAGGUCACCAUGUUUUGCCACAACGACGAAACCGAUUCUUACAACCAUCACAACAGAGAAGCUCCUAACGAACAAAACCGACUUUGUGAUUUGAAAAGCGCAUGGGAGGUUAUCAUGGAAUCUAAGGAUUUCUUAAACAAUGCAAACCCCCGAAAUAUGGUCUGAACACGAACCCUAUAUUUCGGUUGGUUCA
Messenger RNA from Ciona intestinalis (vase tunicate), 703 nucleotides. Lineage: Eukaryota; Metazoa; Chordata; Ascidiacea; Phlebobranchia; Cionidae. The record is from RefSeq and is a predicted model, not a curated record.